CACCUUCAACCUGAUUCGGCAGCACGCCACGACCAUCUGUUGACCAUCCUUUCCCCAUAGUGCGUGCUCCUUCGUAUUCUUCGAAUCUGUCCAUGCAACCGUUUGGCCGAUUAUAUCAGAAUCGAGAACGAUCUCACAAAAGCUGCUCGGCCACGAGCCUGAGUUGCAAGCAUGCCUCCAUCAAUGGACACCAGCUAUCUCACCACCCAAGUCAACACAAUCAUCGGGCAACUACAUGCUAUCUUUGACGAGAUAGGAGUUCCCCGGAAUGAGCGCGAGUCAAGGGAGACGGAGCUCUUUGCAGCUCUGUCUGAGGCUCUGCACAACCAGCUUCGGCUUGUCAACUCUGAGAAGAAUGCCAUGACCGAGGAAGCUCAGAACAUCAUCAAGACUAUCAAACAGAUGGAGCUGUCACUCGAAGACGAAAAGGACAGAGGCUACGACUUGGACACCAAUGGCCUCCGAGUCACCUAUCCCCUGAUCGACUGUCUACGCGACCUCAAAGAGAAAUACAAUGUUGUCAGUAGAUUACACCGCGAGCGGUUUGAACAAGUCAAGAAGCUUGUGCAAGCUCUAGAGUCAUACUCCUCGCAUCUCGAGUCAUCCUUCGUCAAGAUUAGACUACCACCAACCUCCUCGAACAGCUGUCCUCCCACCUUCGACCUCUCACCCUCCUACGUCACCACACUCGAUGAAGAAUUCACCAGGGUAUACGACGAAUAUAACAAGAGGGUGGUGAUUGUGCAACAAACCGCAGAAGAAAUUGUCAGACUGUGGUCUGAGCUGGGCAUUCCCCAAGCACAGACGGACUCGUUGAUUGUUCAGCACUAUCGCGACUCUCCUGAGCAGCUGGGUCUGCACCAGGCGGACCUUGAUCGGCUGAAGAGUCGUCGCGAUAAACUCCUUGACGAGAAGAAGAGCCGCGAGAAGCGACUGAACGAGAUCAAGAAGAGUAUUGAGAUGUUGUGGGAUCGACUCGGAAUCGAACAACCGGAUCGAAAAGCAUUCCUGGCAGCCAACCGAGGCUGUGGACUCAGAACCAUCAAUGAGUUUGAGGACGAACUUGCAAGACUCAACGAGCUGAAGAGGCAGAACUUGCAUUUGUUCGUCGAGGAUGCGCGUGUCAGACUGCAAGAACUUUGGGAUGCACUUUACUUCUCCGAAGAAGAGAUGCUCGAUUUCACGCCGGCCUUCUCAGACGUCUACAGUGAUGCUCUGCUAUCGGCCCACGAAGCAGAAAUCGAGAGGCUCCUGACGCUAAAGGAACAGCGUGAACCCAUCCUAGCCAUGGUCGAGAAGUAUAAGUCUCUGAUAGCCGACCGGGAAGCCUUGGCCGCAUCUGCUAAUGACGCCUCACGUCUCAUGCUGAAACCUCAAAAGGGAGAGAAACGUGACCCCGGAAAGUUGCUAAGGGAAGAGAAGAUGAGGAAGAGGAUUGCGAAGGAGCUGCCAAAGGUCAUAGCUGAUUUGACCAAGGUUCUGGAGAAGUAUGAGGACGAAUACGGCCGGCCAUUUCUGGUCCAGGGCGAACGAAUGCUUGAUGAGAUGGAAGAAGCUGAAGUCAAAGCACCGCCACCUCGAUCCAAGACGCCAAAUGGACUGCCUCCGAGAUCAAAGACUCCUGCGCCGGCAACAGCUUCAAAAGCGGUUUCUAGCACCGCAAAGUCCGCCGCUCCUGCAAGACCAGCCAGUGUGAUGAAGGGACCGCCACCACGGUCAACAGCAGCAAAGACUCCCACCACGAGCAGGCCUGGCACAGUCAGACAACAAGCGGCACCAACCUCAGCGGCCACAGCCACUGCACCUUUGUCUCAAGCGAAGUCGCCCUCCAAGAUACCAGCUCGGGUUCCGCUGGGAAAUCUGAAGAACUCUCCAGAACGCCGCGGUGUUCCUCAGCCAGCGCCCUAUAACAGGCAGCCAGAACCACAACAAAACUACGCCCAAAAUGCCAGGACUAUGGGACCGCCACGAGCACCUCCACCGAAGAUGAGAGAUCUGUUUGUGCCACCUCCAGAUCCCACUCCGGCUCCAGCCAUGACUUCUCAACCCCCACCUCCUACUUCCAAUAGGCCCGCAAGCACCAUCUCUUCGGGCUCGAGUGAAAGCAGUCGCUAUGUGCGGCCAAUGAGCCCUGAAGAUGUCUAUGACGAUCGCGAGAGAAUGUCGUACAUGUCGGCUUCUCUCCUGAAUCGUGAGCGACAGCAGCACCCUCAGUAUGCACCGCUGCCAUCUCACCAAGCUGAUCCAUUCUACCAAUCUCACCUUCCGCAUCAACAUCAACAUCAGCCUUCCCAUUCUUCGUCAAAUUCCAUACAUAGCCAUAGUCAGAGCAUACGGCAUAACCCUUCGGCGCCACCCUCAACGGUCGUCUCUCGCCAAACCUCCAAUACCUCUUCGAACAUGACCACUGGCACCACAGCUAGCGGCAGUGAAAACUGGGAAACAUAUUCCGAUGGCUCAGAUAUGGAACCUGAACGAGACCUCCGGGACGCUUACUACUCUGCGAAGGUGCAUGCCCACAACCCUAUGGCCAACGCCCUAGGCACGAGCUAUAACUCGAACGGGCAGAAGAGACCGACCACAGCAGCUGGUGCUGCCGGUGGAGGGGCAGCCUUUUCAGGGCAGAUGGCGCCACCGCCGGCGAAGAACCAUCACACCGGAUAUCAAACCUCUCAAUAUCGACACGCACAGGAGAGAUUCAGGGAGAUGUCGGACGAGAAUGCCCAUUCCGGCGUCGUGAGGGUUGAGGGCAGUGACGCUGCAUGGAGCACGGAACUCGAGGAGUCGUAUUAGAAAGACAAUUUGUUUGGGCAACCAAUCUCUGGGUGGGUGGACAUGUGUUUUUGCGAGGGGCGAAGCACUCGACUGUCUCUGUGUUAAUAGUGGCGUAAAGUUUCAGGCAUUCUCGGGCUGUUGACAUGUUGACACGAAGAUCUGGCGCCAGGUUUUUGUUGCUUUUCCCGGGGAAUUUCAACCUUUUGGGGGGGUUUUCUGCCCUGUCGAGGCAUGUUCAAGAAGAGAUCAAGAGAAUCCGACCAGAUCAAAUCCAAUUCAUGUAGGCGACAUGUCCCACGGCGCUGGCUGGUCUAUGUGCCUGCGGGCAUCUCUCUCGCUCUUUGCUAUUUGGCAUUGAGAUACGUAAGAUGAGAUGGGUGGAUAGAUGAGUAGUUGGUUGGUUAGUCGACUGAAUGACCAGUCACCUAAUCGAUUGGAUCAACUCGAUCAACGAACGCC
Cladophialophora immunda is the source of this 3234-nucleotide messenger RNA. RefSeq lists its product as uncharacterized. Gene Ontology annotation, molecular function: microtubule binding. The transcript has 2 exons. Gene Ontology annotation, cellular component: cytoplasm; spindle; mitotic spindle midzone. The record is from RefSeq and is a predicted model, not a curated record. NCBI's taxonomy places the organism in Eukaryota, Fungi, Ascomycota, Eurotiomycetes, Chaetothyriales, Herpotrichiellaceae. Bases 172 to 2793 code for a protein of 873 amino acids. Gene Ontology annotation, biological process: mitotic spindle midzone assembly; microtubule cytoskeleton organization.